Messenger RNA from Fusarium pseudograminearum CS3096, 903 nucleotides. RefSeq lists its product as uncharacterized. The transcript has 5 exons. Gene Ontology annotation, molecular function: ferric iron binding; catechol 1,2-dioxygenase activity. Gene Ontology annotation, biological process: catechol-containing compound metabolic process. The record is from RefSeq and is a predicted model, not a curated record. NCBI's taxonomy places the organism in Eukaryota, Fungi, Ascomycota, Sordariomycetes, Hypocreales, Nectriaceae. Bases 1 to 903 code for a protein of 300 amino acids.
AUGUCACCAUCAGCAGAGGCAACCGGCGGAAAUGCCAGCGGUGCUCCUGAGGAGGGUCUCGGUCAAGCCUUCACAAAGCAGGUCAUUGACUCUUUCGGCCCCAAGACUGACCCAAGACUUCGGGAGCUUAUGUCCUCCUUCAUUCAGCAUAUGCACGACUUUGCUCGCGAAACACAACUCACUUGCGAUGAGUGGAUGACGGCAGUCAACAUGAUUAACUGGGCUGGUCAAAUGAGUACCGAUAAGAGAAAUGAGGGACAAUUGAUGUGCGACGUCAUUGGUCUCGAAAGUCUCGUUGACGAUAUCACACACCGUCAAGCAGUAAAGAACGGUUUCUCUGGAACUGAAACCGCUAUUCUGGGACCUUUCUGGCGCCAGGACACUCCCAUUCGUGAGAAUGGCACCACCAUUACCUUUGACACCCCCAGUGAUGGCAAGGUAGCUUACCUUUAUGGUACUGUGACAUCGGCAACAACAGGAAAGCCCAUCCCCAACGCCUCUGUCGAUGUUUGGCAAGCGUCCACCAACGGUCUAUACGAGCAGCAAGAUGAUAAGCAGGUUGAGCACAACCUACGUGGAAAGUUCAUUACAGAUGAUCAAGGCCGUUACUCAUUCUACUGCCUGCGCCCUACUCCUUAUCCUGUUCCCCAAGAUGGCCCAGCAGGCAAGCUUCUUCAAAAGCUAGACCGCCACGUCUUCCGUCCCGCCCACUUGCACUUCAUGGUUAUCGCAAAGGGCUACAACUCUGUUGUGACUCAGAUUUUCGACUCAGACUCUGGUUAUCUUGACAACGACAGUGUCUUUGCCGUUAAGGAUAACCUAACAGUGACUUUUGUGCCACGAAAGGGAGAUCCCCAAGCGGAGUGGGAGUUGGAAUAUAACAUGACCCUCGCAACAGAGUAG